Camelus dromedarius (Arabian camel) is the source of this 2581-nucleotide messenger RNA. It is a transcript of the gene GORASP2, whose product is annotated as golgi reassembly stacking protein 2. NCBI's taxonomy places the organism in Eukaryota, Metazoa, Chordata, Mammalia, Artiodactyla, Camelidae. The transcript is spliced from 10 exons. Bases 187 to 1557 code for a protein of 456 amino acids. Gene Ontology annotation, molecular function: protein binding. The record is from RefSeq and is a predicted model, not a curated record. Gene Ontology annotation, biological process: Golgi organization. Gene Ontology annotation, cellular component: Golgi apparatus.
GCUGUCUGCGGCGUCGCAGCGGCCCUGGCUGCCGCGGCGACGAUCUCCCAGCGGGCAGUGCGGCCCGGCUCUCCUGAGGCAGCGAGUGCCACGUCCCAAGUGCUACGCGGAGGAGAGGAGCGGACGGUGUGCGGGGGGCGGGGAGCAGCGCUGAGCCCGGUCCGGCCACACUAAUCGCCCGCCGCCAUGGGCUCCUCGCAGAGCGUCGAGAUCCCAGGCGGCGGCACGGAAGGCUACCACGUCCUGCGGGUACAAGAAAAUUCCCCAGGACAUAGAGCUGGACUGGAGCCAUUCUUUGAUUUUAUUGUUUCUAUUAAUGGUUCAAGAUUAAAUAAAGACAAUGACACUCUUAAGGAUCUACUGAAAGCAAACGUUGAAAAGCCUGUAAAAAUGCUUAUCUACAGUAGUAAAACACUGGAGCUGCGAGAGACCUCAGUCACACCAAGUAACAUGUGGGGUGGCCAGGGCUUGUUGGGAGUGAGCAUUCGUUUCUGCAGCUUUGAUGGAGCAAAUGAAAACGUUUGGCAUGUGUUGGAAGUGGAAUCAAAUUCUCCUGCAGCACUGGCAGGUCUUAGACCUCACAGUGAUUAUAUCAUUGGAGCAGAUACGGUUAUGAAUGAGUCUGAAGAUCUGUUCAGCCUUAUUGAAACACAUGAAGCAAAACCAUUGAAACUUUAUGUGUAUAAUACAGACACUGAUAACUGUCGAGAAGUGAUUAUUACACCAAAUUCUGCAUGGGGUGGAGAAGGCAGCCUAGGAUGUGGCAUUGGAUAUGGUUAUCUGCAUCGAAUACCUACACGCCCUUUUGAAGAAGGAAAGAAAAUUUCCCUUCCAGGACAAAUGAGUGGUACACCUAUUACUCCUCUUAAAGAUGGGUUUACGGAGGUCCAGCUGUCCUCAGUUAAUCCCCCAUCUUUUUCAACACCAGGAACUGCAGAAAUUGAACAGGGUCUGUCUGGACUUUCUAUUAGUGCAACUCCACCAGCUGUCAGUAAUGUUCUCAGUACAGGUGUACCAACAGUACCAUUAUUGCCACCACAAGUAAACCAGUCCCUCACUUCUGUGCCACCAAUGAACCCAGCUACAACAUUACCAGGACUGAUGCCUUUACCAGCAGGACUUCCUAACCUACCUGCCCUCCCCAAUCUCAACCUCCCUACACCGCACGUUGUGCCGGGGGUCAGCUUACCAGAACUCGUGAACCCGGGUUUGCCACCUCUUCCUUCCCUGCCUCCCCGAAACUUAGCCGGCAUUGCCAUGCCAUCCGAGUUCCCCAUGCCAUCCGAGUUCCUCCCGUCAUUCCCUUUGGUUCCAGAGGUCUCUUCCUCAGCAGGCUCAGCGGAGCUGCUGUCCUCCCUCCCACCCACCGGCAGUCCACCCUCCGACCCCGUCCCGGCCACUGCAAAGGCAGACGCUGCCUCCGCACUUACUGUGGAUGUGACGCCCCCCACUCCCAAGGCCCCCGCCACUGUUGAGGACAGAGUCGGCGAACCCACCCCAGCCAGUGAGAAGCCUGUCUCUGCGGUUACGGAUGCAAAUGCCUCUGAGUCACCUUAGCUUUGGACCAGCCUUCGGAAUUGGCGUGGUGUGCUUAUGUAACCACAGGAGCGUGUCUGGAAAUGCAAACUCGUUAAUUUCAUACUAGUUUGUACCGUAUCUGUAGGCGUCCUGUAAAUAAUUCUAAGGGGAAAACUAAGCAAGAGGAUGUGGGCUUGUGUCCUGCCAGGUUGGGGUGGGGCUCACCGGCCGGGGAGGGAACAGUCAGAAAGCGCUUGUAUUUUAAGACAACCAAAAGAAUAAGGGUGGCUUGCUGCCAGGUUUCCACGGCCAUUCUUGGGGGUGUACAUCUUUGGGAAAGGUGGUGAUGGGGUGUCCACAAGGCUCCCUGUCCUCCUGCUGCUCCUUCUGUAAGAAAAUGAAAUAUUUUAUGCCUAAUACCCACACGCAACAUUUCUUAUAUUUUGUAAAUCAUUUGCAAGAAUGCAGACCACCUUGCUGAACCGUGAAAGGGAAAGAUAGUUUAUGUUUGGUCUCUGUGAGCCACAUCUCUAUUAAGGUUUACACAAAAAUUCCAACUAAAGAUGUUUGUUAAAGUUACACAAUGUGCACUAUUAAUUGAACAUCUUUUUGUUCAGCCUAUACACAGAUGUUUGUUUUGAGAUCUCAAAAUUACUCAGACAACAUUUUGUAACUGCUGCUGUUGCUUUAUACGUCCACCAUAAAAUGACAUUUAAAAAGAAAUAAAGGAGAUGUUGCACAGUUUUAAACCAGAAGGUGGCACUUUGUAGCUACUUAUAAUAUUAUAGCUAUACUGGGAAAGCAGAGAUACAGCAAUAAAUUACAGUAAUUUUGCUUUUCUUCUUGUGGUACAUUUAGAUUACAGCUCCUGAUUGCCACUUGUGCACUUGUUCCUUCCCCAUGUGUCACACUGCACUAAUGUAAUUUUUCAUGUCUGAUGUCUGCUUUCUCCUAAGUUUUCUAAGAGAUGGUAAGUUACGUGGAAUUGACUUAUUGAAUGAAAUUAAAUGCGUAUUAUAUCUCUGUUUUUAAAAAAAGAUGAAAGAGAUUCUUCGGUUAUUGA